AUGUGGCUCAUAAAUACAUCGACACUGUCGCUAGAGCUGUUCUACGGCGAUGAAAUUCCCGCCUAUGCCAUUCUUUCGCAUACAUGGGGAGAUGGCGAGAUGUCCUUCCAGGAAUUCCAGCAAGUGAGCGAAGCCAAGAACGACAGAAUCACGAGCAAGGCGGGGUACCGCAAGAUCACCGCAGCAUGUGAUAUGGCGCUGAAGAACGGAUACUGCUACGCGUGGGUCGACACAUGCUGCAUCGACAAAACCAGCAGUGCAGAGCUCACCGAGGCUAUCAAUUCCAUGUUUGGCUGGUACAGACAGUCGCAGGUGUGCUAUGUAUACUUGAGCGAUUUCGUGCUAAACACAGUCGAUAUGCCUUCGCAGCAAGAUCAAUUUGAAGCUGAUUUUCGGCAAUGUCGGUGGUUCACUCGUGGUUGGUGUCUCCAAGAACUGCUCGCCCCGCGGCAGCUACGUUUCUUCAACCGCAAAUGGCAGGAAAUCGGAGAGAAGAGCUCAUUGUCCCGAUUGAUCUCGGACAUCACUGGGAUUCCAGAAGCCGUGCUCCUUGUGCCCCCGAGGCAGAAGAUCCAGGAAUUCCCAAUCGCUGCAAGAAUAUCCUGGAUCGCUGAGCGCCAAACCACCAGAAUUGAGGAUAUGUCGUACAGCCUUAUAGGAAUUCUCGACGUCAAUAUGCCGAUGCUAUAUGGGGAAGGCCCAAAGGCCUUUCUUCGACUCCAGGAAGAGAUUAUUAAAAAAUACAACGACCUCUCGAUCUUCGCUUGG
This is a messenger RNA of Hyaloscypha bicolor E, 768 nucleotides long. Its product is annotated as HET-domain-containing protein. The record is from RefSeq and is a predicted model, not a curated record. NCBI's taxonomy places the organism in Eukaryota, Fungi, Ascomycota, Leotiomycetes, Helotiales, Hyaloscyphaceae. The transcript is spliced from 2 exons. The annotation marks the transcript as partial.